This is a messenger RNA of Mytilus californianus (California mussel), 2766 nucleotides long. RefSeq names its product plexin domain-containing protein 2-like. The record is from RefSeq and is a predicted model, not a curated record. The transcript has 14 exons. NCBI's taxonomy places the organism in Eukaryota, Metazoa, Mollusca, Bivalvia, Mytilida, Mytilidae. Bases 127 to 1521 code for a protein of 464 amino acids.
ACAUGUUAAAGUGGUGUGUUCUGCAAGGACAAUUGCGUUUUAUUUUUAAAAUAGAUAAUAUCACAUAGAAAACUUUUUCAUAACAGAAGAUUUAUAUCAUACUUGUUAAGUUGAUAUUGGUGUACAAUGGAGUUUCUGUUAUAUUUUUGUUUUAGUUUUGCAUUCGUUGUUAUGUCAACAAAUCUUGGUCCAAACAAGGUCAUUUACAAGGGACAUAAUAUUGUAAAAAGACAAGAAGCACCACCAGACAAUACAACAACGAUUUCAGAUCACCAUGAUUAUUACACAUCUAAAAUUAUAUCCGAUCCAGAUGGUGCCUACUGGAAUGAACUGGAAGGACACACGAGACAUAUACUAUCCAAUGACCAUCGCCGCAAAUAUUCGUUUAUAUGGAUUUCAUUUAAAUUUCCUUUCUAUGGACGUCCAAUAUAUAGAUUUGCAAUUACCACACAAGGAUUUCUUUAUAUGAGUAAUUUCACCCACCCGAAGUUAGACUGGACUUUUACCCACUAUAUUGCUCCAUUAAUGGGAAACUUUGAUACCAUUGGAAAUGACUCAGAAAUUUUGUACAAAGACGAUGGACACAGUUUUGUAGUAGAAUGGAGGAAUGUUGAACUGAAUGAUCAACCUGAGAAAGGACCUUAUACCUACCAGACGACACUGUUUGAAAAUGGGACAAUAUUGUUUGCAUAUAAAUCAGUUCCCGAUACCGACAUAUUUGGUAAACUCUGGCCAGUAAAGGUUGGUGUUUCUGAUGCGUUUUACUUUGAUCGUGAUUCACCAUUUGGCGGAUAUACAAGAUUUAUAGUUCGCUACCAUCUAAUAAAUUUAAACGUGACAUAUCUUACUAACAACACUGCUGUUGUGUUAGAUCCUUUACCGACCUGUAAUGAAGCAACAACAUGUGAAAACUGUACAUCACUGAACAUUGGGUUUAAUUGUUCUUGGUGUCAUGCAGCAUCAAAAUGUUCUAGUGGAAUGGACUGGCAUCGACAAAAUUGGCGGAAUAAUCGAUGUGAUGCUAAGGCUGUUGAUACACCCGAGCAGUGCCCUAUACCAACAAAGAUACCAACAACAACCACAAGUAAACCAACGACACCAGCUACUCCUACUAAGCCAACGACUAUAAUUUCGACCAAACCUUCAGCAAUAACAGCAAAGCCUACGACGACAAUAAUUACUACAACGACAACAAAGCCGACAACGUCGACAUCGACAGAGAUUUCAUCCACAGCAGCUUCAGCUACAGUAGGAAGUGAUGCAGUUCGCUCAAAGAAAGAUUCUAAAUCGAAAACUGCUGUUGUUGUACCACUCGUUGUUGUUUUGGUAGUAAUUUUGAUCUUAUGUGGUGCUUGGAUAUUUUAUGCACGGACACAUCCUAACACGAGAUCGGGCAUAUGGCUGAUUGAGCAUUCUCCACGGAAGAUGAAAGAAAAAUUUUCUGGAAUAUCUUUUUUCAAGAAUUCCAAAGAAGAGACUCAUUCGAAGUAUGGGGUUCAAAGUGAUAGCAGUACAGUUUAAUAAUAGGCAUCUAAAAUAUUGUUAAAACAAAUCUUAUAUAAUCAGAAAUCGAAUGGUUAUAUUUUGGUAUAUAAAAUAUAUAUGAAUAUAGCAGGAAAUAUAUUUCUAGAACAAGAUCGUUGACAGUGGGAAAAGAGUAACAUCAGUAAAACAUAUCUUAGUGUGGUGUCUUGGUUCAGGUAUUCCAAAGAGAUUAUGUUUUACACACGAUGUUAACCACCUAGUAUGAACAAAGACGAGAUGAUCAGAAAAGAGGAUACAUAUAAACAAUGCCUGAACUGUUAGUUGGAAAGUAACCGGUGAACUCUCCUUCAUUACUCGUUCCAGUUUUUUUUUAACGUGUGAACUGUUAGUUUUAAUUCAGAUGAUGAAGAUGGAGAUCAGCUAGUUUAUGUAAAAAGUUCCGAUGCUUAGUAGAAGAUAUAUCUUAUGAAGCUGCUUUUUACAGUUAUUCUUUAAUUAUUUCUUAAAUUGUUGCUGUUAAUGUUGUCACAAGAGACGUACAUUUAGGAUCGAAAGAAGACUAUGUGUUUUAUUUGUUUCCAUUAUUCAAAAAUAAGAUUCAAGAUACAUAUAUAACAAGAAAGUGAUUUUUCUCUAACAAAAAUUUACAUGUAAGAUUAUUAAGGUAUAAAUGAAAGCAGUCUUUGUAAUUCUUAUAAAAGAGAGACGAAAGUUACCAAAGGGACAUUCAAACUCAUAGUCGAAAAUAAACUGACAACGCCAUGGUAAAAUAAGAAACAGAACAAAGACAAACAACAAUACACAAAACAAAACAUAGAAAACUAAAGACUGAGCAACCCGAACCCCACCAAAAACCCGGGGAUGAUCUCAUGUGCUUCAUAACUCUUAUGAAUGAAAGGAGGAUUUUAAUUUCAAAUGUUACAGAUAGCCUUUUGAGUACUAGUAUGGCAGUAAGUCGUCUAUCCAUACACGAAUGUUGACCUAUCUUUUUAUCUGUGAUAUUGAUUAGAAUUGUUUGUUAUAUUUACUUUAAUUAAAUUAAAUUUAUGUAAAUUUAUAUAUUUGUAUAACCAUCUCAUGUCUCAAAGUUGGAUGUAAGCAAUGUAUGCAAUUUGUUCACUGUUGGAAAUAUAUGUUAAUGUUGACGAGUUUCAGAUACGGGUAAAAAAAAAUGUCGAUUAUUUUUUAAAUCCUCCGACAAUAUUCACACAUUAUUUUUGUUUUGGAAACGAAGAUUAUGGUAAGGAUCAUACCUUAGUUAAAAUAAAAUUAUCAAAUUGA